GAAAUUACAAAGGGGAGGAGUUCACCUUCCUGCUAUGGCUUUCAGGUCUGUCCUGGACUUCUUACUCCAGUAUAAAACUGAGAGCAGAAAUAUGAUCACAUCCUGAGGAGUCUAAUCAAUUCUGGUGUCAACACUGAGCCUAUUUAAAAUAGAGAAUGGAAUUGCUGUUCCUUGCUCUGCUCUGCCUGCACAUUCUCAAGACAGAGGCAGUAGUGGUCCACUGGUGCUAUCGGUCCCAGAAGUGUGAGCAGCCACAGUGUGAAGACCCUCCUCAGUGGCACCAGGUGAGCCCGGCGUGCAAGGGGACCCGGCAGUCCCCCGUCAACAUCGUCACCCGAAAUGUGCUCCAGGACAGGAGCCUGCAGCCCCUGAGCUUCGAGGGCUACGACGUGAGGGACUCGGCCAAGUGGACCCUGGAGAACAACGGCCACACAGUUAAAGUGGCACUAAACACAUCCCCCAAAGUCGGAGGAGGAGGCCUGAAGAGAAAGUACAAGGCAGUAGAAUUCCAUUUGCACUGGGGAGUCCCGGGUGAGCCGCAGAGCAUCCCUGGCUCAGAGCACAGCAUCGAUGGAGAGAAAUACCCCAUGGAGCUCCACAUCGUCCACAUAAGAGAAGAUGCUUCAGAUAUGACAGAAGCCAAGAAAACUCCGGAUGGUUUGGCUGUUUUGGCCUUCUUUGUCAAGGCUGACGAAGAAAAUAAAAACUAUGCAACUCUACUGAGUGAAUUAGAGAAUAUUCAAUACAAAGGGCAAACAGCAAAGGUGGAUGCUUUGCCACUGAACGAUCUUCUCCCCCCUGAGGAAGACCGGGGCAGGUACUACAGGUAUGAGGGGUCCCUCACCAGCCCUGACUGCUACGAGGGCGUCAUCUGGACGGUGUUUGAGAAGCCAGUGGAGCUCAGCCUGGCCCAGCUCUCCCAGUUCGCAGCCCUGCACUUUGAUGGGAAGAACUCCACUCCCAUGACGGAGAAUUUCCGGCCGGUGCAGCCCCUGAACGGGCGCAGGGUGCUGUGGUCGGGCACUGCCAUCGCCCUGCCCACGGCAAAGCUGCUGCUGCUGCCCCUGGCUCUGACCUGCACCCUCAGCUCCCUGUGCCACUGAGCCUUCCCCACCCCACCCAGCAGCCUGGGCCUUCGUUUGGGGUCAUUUUUGCUGUUCUUUGUCCCGGCCUCUCCGUGAGUUGUGUCCCAAUGCAGAAUAGCCUUGUCCUCCUCCAGAAUUUAACCGAGGACUUCUGUGCUGCUCUGGUGAAAUCCAAACCACCAGAACCCAAAGGAAGUGGGAGAUAAAGCAGUGAAAAUUCGAUUUUAAAAGCCAAUACACUUAGAGAAAGGGUUAGUCUGGAUUAUCCUGUGGUUUGAACCCAGCACUGGAAGGAGCUGCACAGAGAACCUUGCAGAGGAAUCUGUCCUUAAGUGCCUGUGAAGGGAUUCCUUUGGAGCACGUUUACAUCCAACACUGCAAACGUGGCAGUGAAAUGUGCAGUAAUUCCUGCAAUCCCACAUUGUCCUAGCCAAGGUACAACACAGAGCAGAGAUAAAACGCUCACACACAUGAGCAGCACCUGGCUCGUCCCCUCUAGGGAAGGACACUCACCCAGCACAGGAAUCCCCUGCUUCCUUCAGAAUAUCUCAGUAAUUUCAGAUAAGGACACUGGAUUCCCUCCCUGCUGGGGGAUAUCAGGUUCCCCUGUUAUUUAUUCAUCCUUCUCUGGGAUGCCAUGGCCAAUGUGAUGUGCUGGGGAGAAGCAGGGAGGACCAGAGGCACAUCUGUGGAAAUUCCCUCUCUUUGGAGGGCUGCUUUUGAAGCAGGAGACUCUGAGGAUCCUUCCUAGUUGUUAUUUGCCUAAUAAAAUAGGACAGCUCAAGAAAUGGCUCUUUCUUAUAUAUAAAUAUAAAUAAAUAUAUAUAUAUUUCUUAUAUAUAUAUAAUUUUUCUAUAGUAGCAUAGCUGCAAUAUUCACAUAUGGUCAAAAUUCAUAGUUUUUUCCAAGAAGAUUGUGGUUUGAACCAAUUCCUUCAGAUCUUACCCAAUUACUUAUAGAAAAUAUAUUGGGAAAUGGGGUUUCCUUAUAUUAUUCCAGUUCUCUCUCUGAAGAGGGACAUAACAUUUCUCUUUGGCUAGUGCCACGUAACAUGCUGCAGCUUCUUUUAGGAUUUUAGAUUUUGGCCACGCCAAAAUAGGAUUUCACAUUAGCAGAUUUGUAUAUUUUUUUCCUUUAAGGGCAAUGUUUGCAGAGAUGACUUUAUAUAUUUUCAGGAAAAUCCUGCCAGUGAGAGCAAUCACAGCUCACCAAAAGGGGGAAAAUUAUUUUCAUAUUAAUCAGUGAGUAAAGCUUUAAAAAAAAAUGAUGGGAAAGUAAAUGAACCUAUUUAAGUUUAAAGGAAAUAUCAUAACUUUAACUGUAUUUUUAUGUGACUGAAAAUCUUUGGAGGAGCAAACAGAAAUGAAAUAUUAAAGGUGAACAACAGACCUAUA
This is a messenger RNA of Prinia subflava (tawny-flanked prinia), 2479 nucleotides long. RefSeq names its product carbonic anhydrase 4 (gene CA4). The coding region runs from base 156 to 1103 and encodes 315 amino acids. NCBI's taxonomy places the organism in Eukaryota, Metazoa, Chordata, Aves, Passeriformes, Cisticolidae. The record is from RefSeq and is a predicted model, not a curated record. Gene Ontology annotation, cellular component: plasma membrane. Gene Ontology annotation, molecular function: carbonate dehydratase activity; zinc ion binding. The transcript has 8 exons. Gene Ontology annotation, biological process: one-carbon metabolic process.